Mercurialis annua (annual mercury) is the source of this 948-nucleotide messenger RNA. RefSeq names its product putative receptor-like protein kinase At3g47110. Gene Ontology annotation, biological process: protein phosphorylation. Lineage: Eukaryota; Viridiplantae; Streptophyta; Magnoliopsida; Malpighiales; Euphorbiaceae. The record is from RefSeq and is a predicted model, not a curated record. The transcript is spliced from 4 exons. Bases 1 to 948 code for a protein of 315 amino acids. Gene Ontology annotation, molecular function: protein kinase activity; ATP binding.
AUGCAGCUUCUACUGCUUCUACUCUUCACAGCAGCAUACCUUUGCUUAUGCUGUUUCUUCAUGCACAAGAUUUCAGCUUUAGCUUCACGUGGAUUAAUGACAUCAGCAAGCUUCACGUGUUAUGAUUUUAGAAUCAUACAAUUUGUGUCUUUGAUAUACGAGUUCAUGGAUAACGGAAACUUAGACGAUUGGUUCCAUCCGACUUAUCCAAAGAAUUUAAACAUUGAUCAAAAACUGAAUAUUGUGAUAGAUGUAGCUUCUGCGCUAGAGUAUCUCCACAAUCAUUCCGGAACACUACCGAUUGUUCUCUGUGAUCUAAAACCAAGUAAUGUUCUUCUCUAUAAAGAAAUGACUGCACAUGUAGGCGAUUUUUGGGUGGUCAAGUUCCUUUCUCUAGAUAUGUCACAAUCUUCUACUCAUCAUACCAGCUCCCGUGAAGCAAUAGGAACUAUUGGUUAUUGUCCUCCAGAGUAUGGUUUAGGAACCAAUGCUUCGACAUCAGGGGAUGUAUUUAGCUUUGGCAUACUUUUAUUGGAGAUGUUCACCGGAAAGAGACUGACUGACGACAUAUUCAAAGAUGGAUUAAGCCUCCACAAAUUUGUCAAGAGAGCUUUGCCUGAAGAAGUGAUCCAAAUUAUGGAUCCCAAUAUGCAACUCAGAGAAGAUGCAACAUCAGCCCCAAAUCCGAACAUGAAAAAUAAUGUACUUAAUGAUUGCCUGAUAUUAAUAUUUCAAAUCGGAGUCUCUUGUUCGUUUGAAUCACCACAAGAGCGCUUAGAUAUCGAUGAUGCUGUUAUUCAACUCUCUUCUAUCCGAGAACAAAUUAAAGCCGUCAACAUGGCUAUGGCAGCGGAUAAUAACUACUGUAUAAAAAUAAAAUUCUACAACUUUGUGGAAGUUGACCCAGACUUGAAGAUUGACUUUUCUGGAUACAUGGUGAUUUUGUAG